CGAUUUUGUAUAGCCCAGGUAAGGCUAUAAAGCAUGCUAGAAUGGCUCUGGAGUAUAAUUAGCAUUAUUAUAGACCCGAUGCUCUCAUUUGCCAAUCGACCAGUGGUCCAUGCGCUAGUCAGUUCUGUUGGCGGCGAGACGUCGAAGACUGCAAGGUCGAAGCUAUCGGUCGUUGGGACAAAAAUGAAGGGUCGGAUUCUGGUUUAUUCUGUCGUGGGUUGUCCCCACUGUAUGCGCGCCAAGAGCGCCCUGCAGGAGUUGAAUCUGACGUACAGUGACAUCAACUUGGACAGCUUCCCCCAGUGCAGGGAUGAUGUGGCGAGAAGGACAGGAAAAAAGACUGUGCCGCAGAUUUUCUUCAACAACCAUCUGGUUGGAGGGAACGACGAGCUCCAAAAGCUGAUUCAGAAUAAAGCUGAAUUAGACAAGCUGAUAGCUGAGGUGAAGAACAACCCGCCACCAAAAGAUGCGCCAGUACCCCCAGAUCCAAGCACUGCAGUCAAAGACAAAUUUGUUGAUAGCGAAUUUAAGUGUGAGCCAGAUGAAUAUGCCGCCCUUGUCCACGAUCUCCGCCAGAGCGGAUUGAUCAAGAACCAUCGCCAAGGGAUGACUACUUACAAGAACUCAUUCUGUGGGAAGGACUUUGUUAAUUGGGUUGUCAAGACAAAGAAACUCGAUCGGCCAACAGCAAUAGAGAUGGGCCAGCAAUUGAUUGACAAACAUUUCGGUCAUCAUGUGAAGCAUACUGAGACAUUCCAAGACGACGUGGUAUACUACCGCUUGUUAGAGGAUGACCAUGAAACGAACGCCCUUAAUGCUGGCUCAAUAUCAGACUGUGAUCCAAGACCAGCUGGGGAGCUCGGUGAAGACCUUCGGAGGUUGAUUCUCAAACUAUACAAUGCAUUCUUAUCAAAGGAUGGGAAGGCUGUUGAUUAUGAUGGGAUCGGUGGGGCCGAUGAAUUCAAUCUCUACCUCAAAUUGACAAAAGAGCUCCAGCGUGUUCAACUGGAGAAGGCGACCAGGGAAGAAAAGUUGGCCUUCUUCAUCAAUGUGUACAAUGCCUUGGUCGUUCAUGCUACCGUCGUCAGGGGACCAGCCACAAACUUAUGGCAGAGAUACAAGUUUUUCUAUACCAUAUAUUACAUUAUUGGUGGCCACACGUAUUGCCUACAGGAUAUUGAAAACGGUGUGCUCAGAGCAAACAGGAAGGGGGUUGGGAUGAUCACCAGACCAUUUGGGAAGAGUGACCCUCGCCUGAAGAUUGCCCUCGAACAACAUGAGCCUCUCAUCCACUUUGCCUUGGUUUGUGGGGCCAAGAGUUGUCCCCCAAUAAAGACAUAUGCUGCUGAUGGAAUCUAUGAUCAAAUGAAGACUGCAGCGGAGGCUUUCUUUGAUGGAGAUGAUGGUAUGACCUUGGAUAUGAAGAACAAGCAUGUGAAGCUCUCCGCCAUCCUCAAAUGGUACAGGGAGGACUUUGGCAGCAGCGAUCAAGAGGUAUUACAGUGGAUCAACGACCACAUGAGUGACGGUGACAAAAAGAACCAACUCGCUGAACUCCUGGCUGGCAAGAAGUUCAAAAUCUCAUAUUUGAACUAUAAUUGGGAUGUCAACGCCAAGAAGAAAUAAACUGAAUGAUGUAGCAAUGAAAGAAGUAAAAUAAGGGGGGGGGGAGAUAUUGUUGAGUAGUGAGUAGUGAGUAGUGAGUAGUAUAGCAUAACAAUGUACCUCUGAGGAAUUUCAAAGAAUGGGAUGCAAUAUUUUAGAUGUUUUUGUCUAAAUAAUGUUGCAAUAGAAAUCAUCUACUCCUGCAAGUUCAACAAACAUGUGCUAUCGGAUAAAAUAUCCUGCAAAUGUUGUUAUGACCACAUUUAGUAGGCAUAUCAUUCCCGAGUCUCAUCCACCCACCAUUAUAACAUUGAGAUUAUAUACAGAUCUGUACUCUUAUCAACUGUCUUGUACACGCAAAUGAUUAUUGAAUAAACUUCAUUAUCUGAA
Lineus longissimus is the source of this 1995-nucleotide messenger RNA. RefSeq lists its product as uncharacterized. NCBI's taxonomy places the organism in Eukaryota, Metazoa, Nemertea, Pilidiophora, Heteronemertea, Lineidae. Gene Ontology annotation, molecular function: electron transfer activity. Gene Ontology annotation, biological process: intracellular signal transduction; cell redox homeostasis. The transcript has 10 exons. Bases 34 to 1626 code for a protein of 530 amino acids. The record is from RefSeq and is a predicted model, not a curated record.